AUGGCUGUCGAAUCUCAGGAGAUGUUGAAGAUGCGCCGCCGAGGAAAUUCGGUCGAACCGGUAGCACUGCUGCUUGAACUAGAUAUUGUAUUGAGUUUUGAGAAGUGUAUUUUGGACCCCGACUUUCAGACCUUCGAUUUGUACUGCAACAUGCUGUCACUACUGCAAGGUCUUAUAGGCACGUGUCGGUGGUUGAGCAAGAGUAUGGAAACAGGUGAUGAAGAUCCUACCUCUGCCAAAAGCCUUGGUUUGAAACUAAAAGAUAUCAACGGUGGAUCUCCGUUUAACGAAGAUUCCUCGUCGUCGCUGUUUAAUUACAAGCGUUUUAAGAAAGUGAGUUACCCUGAAGAUGGCUUAAUUGUUUUCAUGAUGAAAAAUACUUUUUCGUCCAUUUUCUUCGCUCAUUAUGCGUUUUGUGUUUGA
Soboliphyme baturini is the source of this 423-nucleotide messenger RNA. The record is from the annotation of a GenBank genome assembly. NCBI's taxonomy places the organism in Eukaryota, Metazoa, Nematoda, Enoplea, Dioctophymatida, Soboliphymatidae.